ACUUUAAUUGCCAGAAUUUGCCCCCUUAUUUGACGCAAGUUUUUAUUUUUUUAUUAAUUAUUUAAAUUAAAAAAUUAUUGUAAAUAAAUGGAAACGUUCUUUUUUAAAUUGUUCCUGAUUUGCUGGUUUAUAGAGCGUAAUAAUGCUCUGAAAUCCUCAAAUAGCAAUUUAUUGCCGAUGUACUAUAUUUCGGGAGGAAAUCGAGAGCCAUCUACAUUUAAAUUGGUCAGCUACAUUGUUUCAAUACGUUCACGUAAUCCACAAAGGUAUUUUGGAGAUAAUCACUUUUGUGCAGGCACGAUUAUAUCGAAAACGGCCGUUUUGACAUCGGCCCAUUGUGUAAUGGAUAAAAGAAGAGUAUUAACUCGAGCACGCCGUUUACUGCUAGUGGCUGGAACACCUAAUCGUUUAGUGCCCAUAGCAACAACCAUACAAUUUCCUGCGAAAAGUGUAACGGCUAAUACAAACUAUAUACGCAACAAUAAAGAUGAUAUAGCAAUAAUUCAUUUGAAAGGAGAAAUUCCAGAGGAUAAUGAAAAUAUACAAAUUAUUAAAAUGCCAACGGGACCACCUGUGUAUAAUACAAGUUGCAUUAUCAUAGGUUGGGGACGAAUGAUAGUGAAAGGUCCUUUAGCCGUUUUACCCUUACAUGUCAAUGUCAGGCUAUAUGAACCAUCGGAAUGUAAAUAUUUUCUAGGCGAACAUUAUCAUGAAGGUACUUUAUGUGCUGGUGAUAGUUUGAAUUACGACGAAGAUCCUUGCCGUGGUGAUAGUGGUGGGCCUUUGAUCUGUAAUAAUGAGUUAACGGGUGUUAUUUCUUGGACUAUAGGUUGUGGUAGUAAUCGUGUGCCCAGUUUAUAUACGGAUGUUUGGUAUAAUCGAGAAUGGAUUGAAAAACAUUUGAAUGCUGGUUUCAGGGUUAGUGUUAUAAAUAAACUUGUUAUUUCGUUUUCAUUUAUUGUAAUUUUUUCCAUCUAAUAAAUUUAAUAGAAAGUUCUGUA
Molecule: messenger RNA, 1001 nt
Organism: Lucilia cuprina (Australian sheep blowfly)
Lineage: Eukaryota; Metazoa; Arthropoda; Insecta; Diptera; Calliphoridae
Product: putative trypsin-6
Exons: 3
Coding region: 88-978 (296 amino acids)
Biological process (GO): proteolysis
Molecular function (GO): serine-type endopeptidase activity
Source: RefSeq, a predicted model, not a curated record